This is a messenger RNA of Archocentrus centrarchus (flier cichlid), 727 nucleotides long. RefSeq names its product polymeric immunoglobulin receptor-like. The transcript has 3 exons. The record is from RefSeq and is a predicted model, not a curated record. The coding region runs from base 86 to 727 and encodes 213 amino acids. NCBI's taxonomy places the organism in Eukaryota, Metazoa, Chordata, Actinopteri, Cichliformes, Cichlidae. Gene Ontology annotation, cellular component: plasma membrane. Gene Ontology annotation, molecular function: transmembrane signaling receptor activity.
CAGUCUCUAUGUGGAUCAUCAACAGAUUACAGGAUAUAUCGGAGAAAACAUAAACAUUAGAUGUCACCACAGGAACUCUGGAGGAAUGAAGUGGUGCAGGCUGGGCAGGAACUGUGUGACAGGAUCAUCUGGAUCCAUAGAUGGAACAACAGUGACCACUCAUAUGACAGAGCCAAAUGUUUUCACAGUGACCAUGAGUGGACUAAAGCCAGAGGACAGUGGCUGGUAUUGGUGUGCUGAAGGAGACAUUCAGAUACCAGUACAUUUAACUGUUACUGAGAAACUGAUCACUAGAGUUCACAGCAUAACUACAGUCAGUAAAGUAUCAGUAACAGCUGGAAAGUCUGUCUCCAUCCCAUGUCUCUAUGAGUCCCAAUACAAAGAUCAUAUGAAGUACUUUUGUGAAGGAUAUCAUGAGAACCGCUGCAACUACAUAAUUACAGGAUACAUUGGAGAAAACAUAACCAUUAGAUGUCACCACAGGAACUCUGGAGGAAUGAAGUGGUGCAGGCUGGGCAGGAACUGUGUGACAGGAUCAUCUGGAUCCAUAGAUGGAACAACAGUGACCACUCAUAUGACAGAGCCAAAUGUUUUCACAGUGACCAUGAGUGGACUAAAGCCAGAGGACAGUGGCUGGUAUUGGUGUGCUGAAGGAGACAUUCAGAUACCAGUACAUUUAACUGUUACUGAGAAACUGAUCACUAGUAAGUACUGCAAGGGGUCAUAA